This is a messenger RNA of Dothidotthia symphoricarpi CBS 119687, 3957 nucleotides long. Its product is annotated as AAA-domain-containing protein. The record is from RefSeq and is a predicted model, not a curated record. NCBI's taxonomy places the organism in Eukaryota, Fungi, Ascomycota, Dothideomycetes, Pleosporales, Dothidotthiaceae. Gene Ontology annotation, molecular function: ATP binding; ATP hydrolysis activity. Gene Ontology annotation, biological process: intra-Golgi vesicle-mediated transport; SNARE complex disassembly; Golgi to plasma membrane protein transport. The transcript is spliced from 8 exons. The coding region runs from base 237 to 3788 and encodes 1183 amino acids. Gene Ontology annotation, cellular component: Golgi stack.
GACCAUGCGCAUGCUGUAAUGUGACAUGUAAGGUUGUAUAACUACACGUGUGUGGUGAGAUUGUCGUUUCGAGUAAGGCGCAAUCUACACGCCCUCUGUAUGACAUCUCAGCUCGAGUCUAGACAUGCAGGCAUACGAAGAGGCUCGUAUUUCCGGAACUUGCGGACUGUGCCAGACUAAGACUGGGUGUAUCUCGAACGCAAUAGAGGCCUCGAGAAGCUACAGAAUCGUUUGCGAUGUCCAAACAAACUCCUGUGCCAGUUCCCAGCGACAAUGUGUUCGAGGACCUCAGCGGAAUAUCUACAACGGCUUUCAACAACCCAUACGAUGCCCUGAUCGUAGCCUGUGGGGAUGACCCGACACAGAUGCAAUCCAAGUACAACCUCCAUCGAACGGCAAGAAACUCUCAACAAAAGGCGAAGCUACUGGAUACCAACUUCUCAGGUGUUAGUCUUGAUUCCGUCUUGUCCAGACUGAGCGAUCAAAAAAUCGAGCCGGGGUAUGUCGACCCACGACAUUGUCUAGUCUUCUGGGGACGGCCGACGCAGAACAUCAAGGAUUUGAUCAAUCGCGCCCAAAAGGAGCUACUGAAAGUCGCACCUAAUCUAUGGCUCAUGCCUCAAGACUGUCUGCAUAUCACUGUUCUGGAAGUCACACACUCAAAGACAGCAGAGGAAAUACAGCAACUAGUCGAUCAAAUUCGUGACGAUGUGCCAGCCAUCACUGACUACACAUUCAACCAUCGCGUACGUCUCGUCAAACCACUCAUUGGUUAUGACGCCUCGGCCCUCGCACUGAGCUUUGUUCCUGCGGCUGGCGAGGGCCUUCGUGGCGGUCGUACAUUGAACGAUGACAAGGUCACUUAUCAUCACCUCCGCCGCGACAUUUACGAGCUGUGUGAAAAAGCAGGCGUUCAGGUCGAUUCGCGUUACGUAGUUCCUUCUAGUCAUAUGACUAUCGCCCGUUUCAUCGAUCCCAAUGAUUUUGCCGAUGGCAAUGGUUUAUCGGAUCCUCAAAAGGUGAAAGUGUUUGUCGAGAAAAUCGAGGAGAUCAACAGCUGGCUAGAAAGAGAGUUUUGGCCAGAGCAUAACGAAGGGAGGAUACCAGAGGGAGGCGAGUUCAACGUUGGAGAGGAGACAGGCCUGGUUUGCCGUAUGGGAACCCUUUGGUACGGUGGUGGAGAGUCCGUCCAUCAAGGCAAAGGCCUGAAAGUCUUCACACCUCAAAACCAAGCCAGUUCCACUAGCGGGGCUCUGGUAUUGCCGCCUGUUCUGUCGCAUAUACCUUUAAAGCUCCAAGUGUUCCUUGGUCGCAACCGCAGCUAUCUCCACAAAAUGUUCAACCGAGAUCGCCUUCCAGGUCUGCCUGGACGCUCUCCACAACCACCGCCGCCGCAUCACGACGGACGACCGCCGCAACAACAACAACAACCUGGAUACCCCGAUAGCAGGAUGGCGGGCUACGACAAUCGACAGCCUGGAGGGUACGGUGCUCCUCCCCAGCAGCGUGCACCUGCGCGAGGGCCACCUGGCGGUAGUAGGCAACUAAGGCCGAUCAAGAGCCCUGGUGGUAACGCCUACGCCUUUGGAAAUCUGGUCGCCGUCUCCCCCCAAGAUUUCCCCCCUACGCCGGAUGGUUCGGACAUAUACAUUCUGCUAAACGGCAACUACGUCCUUUCCGCACGUCCUACCCAGGGCUGCCAGCCGGGUGAGAUUGGUCUCACAGACGCUCAACGAACAUGGGCUGCUAUCUCCCUUGGUCCACAAGAUGUUGUCUCGGUACAGCCCUAUGAUGCCUUCAGCCAAGGCGGCGGACAAUCGUAUUUGGGUUCGGUCGAGGUCGAGGUCGGAUUCGCGGCUAGGAAGACGACAGAGACUCCUUACGAUCAGGAUGAGCUUGCCACUCAGUUUAAAAAGAAUUUCGAGAACCAAGUACUCGCCCCUGGUCAACAGCUCCUCUUGGACAUCAAGAAUAUCCCCUUAAGGAUGUCUAUACGUACCGUGCAGUUAGUGGAUCUAUCGAUGGAAAAGUCAGAUGAUGGUGCACACCCUGUCACAGAUCCACGCGCUCGUGGAAUACUCACCAGACACACGACGGUCGACUUCUUCAAAGACGCUCGCACAGAUAUCAAACUCAAGUCGUCCAAUAGGCGGCCUGCAGCCAACUCAAUUGUUCAGCCAGGGUUCAAGUUCGAAGAUAUGGGCAUUGGCGGGUUGGAUAAUGAGUUCAGUGCCAUCUUCCGGAGAGCUUUCGCGUCUCGUAUCUUUCCUCCAGGUCUAGUUGAAAAGCUCGGUAUUCAGCAUGUCCGCGGUAUUCUUCUAUACGGACCUCCAGGUACUGGAAAGACUUUGAUUGCGCGACAAAUUGGUAAGAUGCUCAACUCCAGAGAGCCCAAGGUCAUCAACGGUCCAGAAGUCUUGAACAAGUACGUUGGUCAGUCUGAAGAAAACAUUCGCAAGCUGUUCGCCGAUGCGGAGAAGGAAUCCAAAGAGAAGGGCGACGAGAGUGGUCUUCAUAUCAUCAUUUUCGACGAACUUGAUGCCGUCUGCAAACAGAGAGGCUCUGGCGCCGGUGGUGGUACUGGCGUGGGCGACAGUGUUGUGAACCAGCUUCUCUCGAAAUUGGAUGGUGUGGACCAGCUGAACAACAUCCUUCUCAUCGGCAUGACCAACCGAAUGGACAUGAUUGAUGAAGCUCUUCUACGUUCUGGACGUCUUGAGGUCCAUAUGGAAAUCUCCCUACCAGAUGAGUCAGGACGAGCGCAAAUUCUCAAAAUUCAUACAACUAAGAUGCGCAACAACGACGUCCUCGGACCAGAUGUCAACGUCGAAGAACUGGCCAGGUUGACAAAGAAUUUCUCGGGUGCUGAGCUCAGCGGCUUGGUGAAAGCUGCGUCAUCAUUUGCUUUCAGCCGACACAUCAAGGUCGGAACGAUGGCAGCUAUCAACCCAGACGUCGAGAACAUGAAAGUUCAACGUGCAGACUUCAUGGCCGCCUUGGAAGAAGUGAAGCCGCUCUUCGGUGUUGCCGAAGAAGAGUUGGGAAAGCGCCUGUUGAGGGGUAUCGUUCAUUUCUCGCCAUUCAUCAGGGAUAUCCUGGAGGAAGGGCGUCUUUACAUCAACCAGGUCAGAAAACCAGACUCUACGCCAAUCCUUUCUGUAGCGUUGCACGGUCCUCCAGGAAGUGGAAAGACAGCACUCGCCGCCAAGAUGGCCAUGGAUUCGGAAUUUCCAUUCAUUAAACUCAUAUCACCCGAGGACAUGGUUGGAUUUAGCGAGAUGCAGAAGGUACAGCAGCUUGACAAGACAUUCCGAGAUGCAUACAAGAGUCCUCUUAGCGUCAUCGUGAUCGACAAUAUCGAGAUGCUUGUCGACUGGGUACCGAUUGGACCUCGUUUCAGCAACAGUGUACUGGUUGCUCUAAAGAUUCUGUUGGAGAAGCAACCGCCGAAGGGUCGUCGUCUAUUGGUCUUCGCGACAACCACAGAGCGCUCCGUACUGACGCAGCUCGAUCUCUUCAGCCGCUUCGAUGCCGAGAUCGCAGUACCAAAUGUCAAUAGUCAGGCUGAGCUUGCACAUAUUCUGUCGGAAUCCGGUGCGUUCUCGGAUCGGGACCAGCAGCGUGCGAUCGCCGAAAUCGAAGAGAUUACAGGCCGCAAAGAAAUUGGUGUAGGUAUAAAGAAGAUCCUGACAGGUAUUGAGACCGCGAAACAAGACCAGGAUGUACCGGGUCGGUUCGCGAGAGUCAUGUCUCGGGCCAUUGCAGCAAACACGGGAACUUACAGUUAAGGGUCUAUAGACUCACGCGCAAUGGAUUGGUGUUACUCGUGCAACCUACAUCAAGGGCAUUCAAGCCUCAUGACGAAGUUCGAGCAUGACAUAGGCAAGCUACUCAAGACUGGGCUAGUUUAUAGUUCGUCUAGAUACAUAGAUAGAAUCUAACCAUGAUACCUUGUCC